This is a messenger RNA of Henningerozyma blattae CBS 6284, 2640 nucleotides long. It is a transcript of the gene TOP1, whose product is annotated as DNA topoisomerase 1. The coding region runs from base 1 to 2640 and encodes 879 amino acids. The record is from RefSeq and is a predicted model, not a curated record. The transcript has a single exon. Gene Ontology annotation, biological process: DNA replication; chromosome segregation; DNA topological change. NCBI's taxonomy places the organism in Eukaryota, Fungi, Ascomycota, Saccharomycetes, Saccharomycetales, Saccharomycetaceae. Gene Ontology annotation, molecular function: DNA binding; DNA topoisomerase type I (single strand cut, ATP-independent) activity. Gene Ontology annotation, cellular component: nucleolus; chromosome.
AUGACUACUGGGUUGGAACUAAAAUCGAAACCAAUUCCUUCAAAAGGCUUAUCAGCUGAUGAGGAUGAUGAAGACGAUGAUAUUCCCCUUUCGAUAAAUUUGAAGAAAAGAUCCCAUUCUAGAAUUGCCUCCAAAGAAGAUGAUGACCAAGAUAACGAAGAAGAAGAAGAUGAUGAUGAUGAAGAUGUUGUUUUAGCAAAGAAUAAUACAUCAUCCAAGACUUCAAGAGCGUCUACAAGAAAGAAACCAAGGAAAACACGCAUACAAUACAAUGAAGACGAAGACGAAGAUAAAAACACAAAUGAUAAUGAUGACGAAGAUUAUGGUGUCAAAUCAGAAAUAGACAGUGAUUCUGCCUUAUCUCAAGGAAGUCAAUCUUCCGCCACUACAGUCACUUCAUCAAGUUCUAAACCGUCACCAAAAAAAGUAAGAAAAACUGCUUCUACUACAGCCUCUAAAUCCAAGACCAAAUCUCAAACAAAGUCUAAAUCAAAUACUAAAGUUAAGAAGGAAGUCACUACUACUACUUCUAAAAAAGUUAAAAAAGAAACUACUUCUACUUCUAAAAAAAUUAAAAAGGAAACUAAACCUAAAAAGAUAAAAGUUGAAAAUGAUUCACAAAUAGCACAGGAUACUGAAGAAUAUAAAACUUUAAAAGUAUCCAAGGUUAAAGAAGAAAAUAUUGAUGAAACUACCACAGAUGAAAAUGAUAAUAAAUAUAAAUGGUGGGAAGCAAAUAAAGAUGACGAUGAUACCAUUAAAUGGACCACUUUAAGCCAUAACGGUGUUAUUUUUCCUCCAGACUAUGAACCUUUACCUUCUCACGUCAAAUUAUAUUAUGAUGGGAAACCUGUUGAUUUACCACCUUCUAGUGAAGAAGUAGCUGGGUUCUAUGCUGCUCUAUUAGAAACUGAUCAUGGUAAAAAUCCUGUAUUUCAAAAAAAUUUCUUCAAUGAUUUCUUGCAAGUUUUAAAAGAAGCUGGUGGUACUAGAAAUAACAUUAAAAUUAAAAAAUUUGAAUUAUGUGAUUUUACUAAAAUGUACGAUUAUUUUGAAUUGAAAAAACAAGAAAAGAAAGCUUUAAGUUCACAAGAAAAGAAACAGAUAAAAUUAGAUAAGGAGAAAUUUGAAGAACCUUAUAAAUUUUGUAUGCUGGAUGGUAGAAAAGAACAAGUAGGUAAUUUUAAAAUCGAACCUCCUGAUUUAUUCCGUGGUCGUGGUGCACAUCCAAAGACCGGGAAGUUAAAAAGACGUGUUUUCCCUGAAGAUGUUGUGUUAAAUCUUGAUAAAGAUUCAAAAACCCCAGAACCACCUGAGGGACAUCAAUGGGGUGAAAUUAGACAUGAUAAUACAGUUCAAUGGUUAGCCAUGUGGAGAGAAAAUAUUUCAAACUCUUUUAAAUAUGUUAGAUUGGCAGCUAAUUCUUCAUUAAAGGGUCAAAAUGAUUUGAAAAAAUUCGAAAAGGCAAGACAAUUGAAAUCUCAUAUCGAUAAUAUUCGUAAAGAUUAUCGUAAAAAUUUAAAGAGUAAAGUUAUGUUGGAUAGACAAAAAGCUGUGGCAAUUUAUUUAAUCGAUGUAUUCGCAUUAAGAGCAGGUGGUGAAAAAUCAGAUGAUGAAGCUGAUACUGUUGGUUGUUGUUCUUUACGUUACGAACAUAUUACUUUGAAACCACCUCAAACUGUUGUAUUUGAUUUUCUUGGUAAGGAUUCUAUUAGAUAUUAUCAAGAGGUCGAAGUUGAUAAACAAGUAUUCAAAGAUUUGACCAUUUUUAAGCGUCCACCAAAACAACCGGGUGAUCAAUUAUUUGAUAGAUUAGAUCCAUCCAUUUUAAACAAACACUUACAGAAUUACAUGCCUGGUUUAACAGCUAAAGUUUUCCGUACAUAUAAUGCUUCCAAGACAAUGCAAGACCAAUUGGAUCUAAUACCCAAUGAAGGUACCAUUGCUGAAAAGAUUCUAAAAUAUAAUGCGGCUAAUAGAACUGUUGCUAUUCUAUGUAACCAUCAACGUUCUGUUGGUAAAAACCAUGCUGUAUCUGUUCAAAAAUCUGGAGAAAAAAUUAGAGAAUUAGAAUGGGAAAAGAUCAGAUUGAAGAAGGGUAUUUUACAAUUGGAGCCCAAAGAACUUAAAAAGGACAAAAAAUAUUUUGAAGAAAUUAAUGACAUGAAAGAUGAUGAAAUUCAGACAAUUAUGAAAGCCAUUAUUGAUAGAGAAAUUGAAAGAUGUCAUAAGAGAUUUGCAAGAGAAAAUGAUAAAAAGAAAUUCGAAGGUGAAGAAUUAUUAACUGAAGAUGAUUUAAAGGAAUGGCUAGAUAAGAUUGAAGAGAAAAAAGCUGCCUUUGAUAAAGAAUUAGAAACAGGUAUAAUUGAAUUAAAACCUUCCUUGAAUACAGUAGAAAAACUUCGUGCUCAAAUCGAAAAAUUCGAAAAUAGAAUUCAAACAAGAAGUGUUCAAUUAAAGGAUAAAGAAGAUAAUAGCCAAGUCUCCUUAGGUACAUCCAAAUUGAACUAUAUUGAUCCAAGGUUAACAGUUGUCUUUUGUAAGAAGUAUGGCGUUCCAAUUGAAAAACUAUUUACUAAAACUUUAAGAGAUAAGUUUCAAUGGGCCAUUGAAUCUGUUGAUGAAAAUUGGAAAUUUUAA